AUGGAUCCACACGCAUACACUAAGAGAAAUGGNCCAUCCCCUUCUGAAUCUUCAACGAUCAUCUCUGCUUCAGAGUCUUCUCCACCAUGUCCAAAAGAGGAUCAAGCAACAGACCAAAUUAACCCAAAUUCUCAACUGGGUUUUGAUCUCAGCCUCUGUAACAAUGAUUCCGAUCAUGGGUCCAACCCGGAACUCAAUCUAAUCGACUGUUUCGAUGCCAAUUUGGCUGCAGAGCCAACUGAUACAGAAACAGAGCCGAGGGUUUUCUCUUGCAACUAUUGUCAGAGGAAGUUUUACAGUUCUCAGGCUCUUGGGGGGCACCAAAAUGCUCACAAACGUGAGAGAACUUUGGCGAAGAGGACUCACCGGGUUGGGUCGGGGUCGAAUUUUGGGUUCGCUCAUCGGUAUUCGAAUUUGCCUUCUCUUCAUCUUCAUGGAUCGUUUAGUAGGUCGCUUGGAAUUCAGGCUCAUUCCAUGGUUCAUAAGCCUUCUUCUUUUCAUGUUUCUGGAAUUGGGUCGUCGGGAAUUUAUGGUCACAGUGGGUGGUCACGGCAGCCGCUUGAUCAACAACCGGCGAUUGGGAGGCUGCCGCAGGGGAGUUCCCACAUCGGAAGUCUUAGAUGCAUUACGUCAAACACAGGAGCUGCAAGGUUUGACGGUGUGAAAAAAUUCUCUACGACGGAAACGCCGCCGCCGCUCGAAGGGUUCUGGUGGGAUAGCAGCGGCAGUGGCAGCGGCGGUGGUGGCGGUUUCAGUCACUUGAAGAUGAAGGCUAAACAAGAUGAGUUAUUGAAGCUUGACUUGUCUCUUAAGCUCUAAUCAGAAAGGGAACUUUCUUCAAAUUUCUUUUUUUUUUUUUUUCAAAAUUUUCAAUUAGAUGGUUUGUUCUAAGAUGGGAAUUGAUUUAGAUCCUUAUUUGUUUUCUUUCUUCCUUUCCCUUUCUGCUUCCAAUACUUGAGAAGAUUCUCUGUAAAUAAUCCAUUUUGGCAACAGAAGAAGAACAAAAAAGUAGACCUCUUGAACGGGCAA
Molecule: messenger RNA, 1029 nt
Organism: Cucurbita pepo subsp. pepo (vegetable marrow)
Lineage: Eukaryota; Viridiplantae; Streptophyta; Magnoliopsida; Cucurbitales; Cucurbitaceae
Source: RefSeq, a predicted model, not a curated record